Messenger RNA from Saccharomyces mikatae IFO 1815, 1506 nucleotides. RefSeq names its product putative ubiquitin-specific protease UBP16 (gene UBP16). Gene Ontology annotation, molecular function: cysteine-type deubiquitinase activity; cysteine-type endopeptidase activity. Gene Ontology annotation, biological process: protein deubiquitination. The transcript has a single exon. Bases 1 to 1506 code for a protein of 501 amino acids. The record is from RefSeq and is a predicted model, not a curated record. NCBI's taxonomy places the organism in Eukaryota, Fungi, Ascomycota, Saccharomycetes, Saccharomycetales, Saccharomycetaceae. Gene Ontology annotation, cellular component: nucleus; cytosol.
AUGACAUGGAUUAAUAAUGCUACGAACUCUCCAACUGCUUUAAUGAAGAAAGUCUCCUGUGGAUUAAUAAUUGUUGUUUCUUUAUAUGUCAUUGCACCCAGUCUAAGUGCACUUGUCUUUGGAGACCCUAAGCAGAGGAUUAAAAAAUAUACGACAGUCGGCUUAAUUAAUCGCGGAAAUGAUUGUUUCAUAACAUCAUCUCUUCAAGGUUUAGCUGGAAUGCCCAGAUUUGUGGAGUAUUUGAAGCAAAUCAAAUCGAUUCUCCAAGAAUUGAAAUCCAAUCCAUCCAGAAAAGCAAAGGUUGACAAUCUUAUAGUAGAUGACGUUGUAAGCUGCAUUAGGUUUAGAAACUCACCUGAUUCACUUGCACCCUUACAUGAAAGCCUUAUGGCUUUAAUUUUUGAUUUAGUAUCCGUAAGAGAAAGUAAAAAAUCGGUCUCUCCACAGAUGGUGAUAAAUACUUUGGAGGCUAUUUUCAAAUCAAAGAUGUCAUCCAGACAAAAUGAUGCGCAUGAAUGCACGCUACUUAUGCUGCAAACGUUACAAAAAGAACGCUCGAAUCUGGUUGGAUACACUCAAUAUAUGCCCGAAAUCAAUAUACCAAACUUUCCGUUUGAGGGCGAAACUUCCAAAUUUCUAGUAUGCCUUCAGUGCAAAGGAUUAUCAAAACCAUCAUAUCAACAAACUUUUAUUCGUGAACUAUCAGUACCCCAACAAACGUCAGAGAAAUUGCUUACAAUUCUAGCCAACGACGAAACGGAAAUUAUAGAGGACUACUCAUGUUCGAUUUGCCAAAUAAGAGCCAUCUUAAAUCACGAAAGGUAUAGAAAUUUUAAAGACUGUACCCCGGAAGAAUUGUUAAUGAUAGAGGCUUUAAAAAAUUAUGCCACUAAAGCUUCAAUUAACGAAGAUUUACCGCCCGAAUUAGAACAAUACAUUAAGCGCUACUCAAAGGACAAAUUGCAUAUAUCUAAAGUAAAAGGAAAGAUUAUAAAAAAAGAUGUAGCAGUACAAUUACCAGAUAUUCUGGUAGUGCAUUUAUCAAGAUCCACCUUUAAUGGUAUUACGUACUGUAGAAAUCCCUGUAACGUUGAAUUCGGAGAAAGAGUAAAACUUCCUGAGUAUACAUUAGCUGAGAAUAGAGCGAUAACAGAGAACCGGCAAGUCAAAUAUAACUUAAAAAGUGUUGUGAAACACACUGGUUCUCAUUCACGUGGACACUAUAUAUGCUACAGACGUAAGGCUGACAUUCGCUUUGAUAAAGGAGAGGAAUCGUCCCUCGAAGGCGCGUCAACUAUUGUUAAUAAUGAAGCUAAAACCAGGAACCACGAUCAAAAAAUUGGACACAAUGACGACAGAAGAAGCAGGCACAAAAAAGUCAAGAGUGUUUUACAGUAUCCUUAUUGGCAAAUAUCUGAUACUGCUAUAGAAGAAAGUACCACUUCAACAGUAUUAAAUGAACAGAAAUAUGUCUACAUGCUAUACUACGAACGUGUAAGAAAAUAG